This is a messenger RNA of Acanthocheilonema viteae, 366 nucleotides long. The record is from the annotation of a GenBank genome assembly. Lineage: Eukaryota; Metazoa; Nematoda; Chromadorea; Rhabditida; Onchocercidae.
AUGGAAGGUGUCGUUCGAGAGGUAUUAGAGGAGACCGGUUAUAAAUGUGAACCGGAAGAAUUACUAAGUGUACAGGUACAGGGUUCCGGAUGGUAUCGAUUUUCAUUUUACUGUAAUAUUAUCGAUGGUGAACGUAAGGUAAUUGCUGAUAAUGAAUCAUUAGGCGCUAAUUGGUUUCCUAUCGAUGAAGUCAAGGCAAAAAAGUUAGAUUUAAGGUCAUCUGAUUUCUUGAAAAUCGUCGAAGAAGCAGAGGAAUAUCGGCAAAAAAGAAACCAAUUUGUUAAUAAAUUAUCGCAAUUUUUACCAAUUCCCAUUUCAACUGAUGGAUUAUUUAUCGAAUUUGCAAUUUUACGAACAGUAAAGUAA